Messenger RNA from Sceloporus undulatus (fence lizard), 6515 nucleotides. RefSeq names its product cytoplasmic polyadenylation element binding protein 4 (gene CPEB4). Gene Ontology annotation, molecular function: mRNA regulatory element binding translation repressor activity; ribosome binding; translation factor activity, RNA binding. The coding region runs from base 1 to 2139 and encodes 712 amino acids. The record is from RefSeq and is a predicted model, not a curated record. Gene Ontology annotation, biological process: negative regulation of cytoplasmic translation. Lineage: Eukaryota; Metazoa; Chordata; Lepidosauria; Squamata; Phrynosomatidae. Gene Ontology annotation, cellular component: neuron projection; nucleus; synapse. The transcript is spliced from 9 exons.
AUGGGGGAUUACGGGUUUGGCGUUCUAGUGCAAAACAAUACUGGGAAUAAGUCAGCUUUUCCCGUCAGAUUUCAUCCACAUCUGCAACCUCCGCACCACCAUCAAAAUGCAACCCCCAGUCCUGCUGCUUUUAUAAAUAACACAGCUGCCAAUGGCAGUAGUGCUGGGUCAGCUUGGCUCUUUCCUGCGCCAGCUGCCCAUAACAUUCAGGAUGAGAUUCUGGGGUCAGAAAAAUCUAAAGCUCAGCAACAGGAAAAACAAGACUCCCUAGAAAAACAGCAGCUUUCCCCUAGUCAAAGUCAGGAAGCAGGCAUGCUGCCUGAAUCUGAGAAAGCUAAAUCUGAAGAAAACCAGGGGGAUAAUUCUUCUGAGAAUGGCAAUGGGAAGGAGAAAAUAAGAAUAGACUCUCCAGUGUUAACAGGAUUUGAUUACCAAGAGGCUACAGGGCUAGGUACAUCAAGCCAGCCUUUGACAUCUACUGCAUCUUCUCUGACUGGUUUCAGUAACUGGUCAGCAGCUAUAGCGCCUUCUUCUUCAACAAUAAUCAAUGAAGAUGCAAGUUUCUUCCACCAGGGAGGGGUUCCUCCUGCUUCAGCUAAUAAUGGUGCUUUGCUGUUUCAGAAUUUUCCACAUCAUGUCAGUCCUGGUUUUGGGGGUAGCUUUUCUCCUCAGAUUGGACCCCUCUCUCAGCACCACCCUCAUCACCCCCAUUUUCAGCAUCAUCACAAUCAGCAUCAACAACAGCGAAGGUCUCCUGCAAGCCCUCAUCCACCUCCAUUUACACAUAGAAAUGCUGCUUUUAAUCAACUGCCUCAUCUUGCUAAUAAUCUUAACAAACCACCUUCUCCAUGGAGCAGCUACCAAAGCCCAUCACCUACACCAUCUUCUUCAUGGAGUCCUGGUGGUGGUGGUGGAUAUGGUGGGUGGGGAGGGUCCCAGGGGCGAGACCACCGCAGGGGACUUAAUGGAGGAAUAACACCUCUGAACUCCAUCUCACCCCUCAAGAAGAAUUUCCCAAGUAAUCAUAUCCAGUUGCAGAAGUAUGCACGGCCCAGUUCCGCAUUUGCUCCAAAAUCUUGGAUGGAAGACAGUUUGAACAGAGCUGACAAUAUAUUUCCGUUUCAGGAUCGCACGAGAACUUUUGACAUGCAUUCACUGGAGAAUUCACUAAUUGACAUAAUGAGAGCUGAAAGUGAUUCACUGAAAGCAAGGACAUAUGGGAGAAGGCGAGGUCAGUCCUCACUGUUCCCAAUGGAAGAUGGUUUUCUGGAUGAUGGACGUGGGGAUCAGACUCUUCAUAGUGGCUUGGGGUCACCACAUUGCUUCUCUCACCAAAAUGGCGAGCGAGUGGAACGGUACUCCCGCAAAGUGUUUGUAGGCGGUCUCCCACCUGACAUUGAUGAAGAUGAGAUCACAGCUAGCUUUCGUCGCUUUGGCCCUUUGAUUGUGGAUUGGCCUCACAAGGCUGAAAGCAAGUCCUAUUUUCCUCCUAAAGGAUAUGCAUUUUUACUGUUCCAAGAUGAAAGCUCUGUACAGGCUUUGAUUGAUGCAUGCAUUGAAGAAGAUGGAAAACUCUACCUGUGUGUUUCCAGUCCUACAAUUAAAGACAAACCGGUUCAGAUCCGGCCUUGGAAUCUUAGUGAUAGUGACUUUGUGAUGGAUGGCUCACAGCCUCUUGAUCCACGGAAAACCAUUUUUGUUGGAGGAGUUCCUCGACCCUUGCGAGCAGUGGAGCUUGCAAUGAUAAUGGACCGGCUUUAUGGAGGAGUUUGCUACGCUGGAAUUGACACAGACCCUGAGCUGAAGUACCCAAAAGGAGCUGGGCGUGUUGCAUUUUCUAAUCAACAGAGUUAUAUAGCUGCUAUCAGUGCCCGCUUUGUUCAGCUGCAACAUGGAGAGAUUGAUAAACGGGUGGAAGUUAAGCCAUAUGUCUUGGAUGAUCAGCUGUGUGAUGAAUGUCAGGGGGCCCGUUGUGGUGGAAAAUUUGCUCCAUUUUUCUGUGCUAACGUUACCUGUCUGCAGUAUUACUGUGAAUAUUGCUGGGCUGCUAUCCAUUCACGCGCUGGCAGGGAAUUCCACAAGCCCCUGGUGAAAGAGGGAGGAGAUCGCCCGAGACAUAUUUCAUUCCGCUGGAACUAAGUGAUUACUGAAGCGUGUUCAUAUGCAGGCCUCAAAAUAAGUGCACUCUUCUGUUCUCCUGAUUCCCUUGCCCUCCCUUCCUCUUCUCUCUUACUCAAGAUAGCAUGUCCUACUGUUGUAGUCUGUAAUUUAACAAUAGUGUAACAAAAGAAUGACCUAUAACCAUAUAGGUAUUUUGUAGAAUCUUGUCAUUAAACUGUAUUGGGAACUCUUUUUCAUAGGGAUAACACAGUGCAUGGAAGCCAGGUUCUCUUACCUUUAGUUACCCAGAGGACAAAGCUCUCCUGCUAUCUUUUUUUGAAGGAAGAGAGAACAAUAUUAAGAGAAGAGAAAUGAAACAAUAGAGUAUUUUCUUUUUUAAUUAAAUUAUUGCUAAUAACAACAAAUCACUAGAAUACUUUUAUUAAAGUAACCAUGAGAUAGGAACACUAUGAGUCAAUUCUGACACUUUCUCCAACUCGCCUCCCCUCCCCUUUCCCUAAACCCCAAACCUCUGGGGAGCCUGUUUUCUUGCCGCCUAUGAUUUUAUAGCAAUGGAAGCAGUUAGCCGUUAACUUAGUAACAGGAAAGAGCAUGUUUAAAGCAACAAAAAUGCAUGAGCAAGGUUUAAAGCAGCAUUAAGUUAAUUUUUUAUUUAAGGGUUCCAAAGCUAAAUUUUUUAGCACAGUAUGUCUCACCGUGCCUCUGACUUCCCACCACAUUCAAACGUUUACUAAUUGAGUAGGCAGAGCUUAGAUCUGUGUUUUUCAUCCAAGCAAUCACAUUUUAAAAGUUCCCGAAUGUAAAUCCUGGGUCAAUUUACUACUGGGGGGUGGGUGGGGAGUGCACUUAUUCUUUGUUGUUGUUGUUGUUGUUGUUUAUUUUUUGAAAAGAAACGUCAUUAUCAGAAUACAGCCCUAGAAAUCCUACCAAAGUUAAAGUAAUGACAACUAGUGAACUGGCAUGUCCUCUCCUGAAGAACAAAUGUAUAGAUUUUAUUUUUGAUGGUUAUAUAGAACUCUAUAUCCUAAUUUACUAAUGUUAAUCAGGUGCCAGCCUUUGUUCUCCAUUUUGACAUGAAAUACAAGAACCUAAAUAUAUACCUCAAGAUUAUCGUAUUGAUUCUCACCCCCUUCUAAAAACAAAUUACCAGGAAUUUACUCUUACAACACAAAUGAAAAUUGGCUUGUUUAUUGGGCUUACUCUGGGAUGUAAGAUGAGUUUAAAAUGUAAUCCUAGGCAAGUCUACUCAGAUGUAAAUUCCACUGAAUUCAGUGAGACUUACUUCCAGGUAGGAGUGUAUAGGAUUGCUGCCUUAACCUGCUAAUGAAGCUGCAUUGUAGAAAUAAGAAAGAAGGCAAUGUGAAGUUUGUUUCCAGAAUUGUUUUGCACUGUUGGCUGAAUGAAUCAACAAGCAUGUUUGCUAAGAACAUGUUUGUCUUUCAGCUGAGAGCAAGUAAGGAAGUCAAGGGACUUAACAAAAAGAACUCUUUUCGAAACUUAGCCCAGAAAAUAAAGAAUUGUGUGGCUUUUAUUCAUCGUUCCAGGGUAUUGAGUGAGGGGUUUUAAACAUGUAACUGGGACAUACAAUACUUGUUAAGGCUAAGGUGCAGGAUAGAGUUGCUUAGUUUAAAAUAGUCCUUUGAUUCUCUGUCUGUCAGUCUGAGAAAAUGGAGUGGAGUUGAAUGUGUUCAGUUCAUAAUAAAAUGAUUUUGUAGCAGUGUGCAAAACAGCCCAGGCUAUUGGCAAUCUGAACUGGCAUGGUUACCACCAUAGACUCUUAAACCAAAGACUUGCCUUAGCACAGCUACAGAAAAACAUCUCUUCUGUAAGCCCUCUCCUCCCUUUUCUUUUCAGAAUUAGCUUUCAGAAGCAUUUUUUUAAAAAAAAAAAGUUUUCAAUACAUAAAACAUACCUUGUUAUUUUCCAAAGGUCAAAAUGGAGAAAUUUGCUGUCUACUCGUCAAGUAGAGAAAGGGAGCUGCUUUUAAUGAAAUCCCUGCAAAUAUUGACAACAGUAAACGCAAAUGGAGAGUGUUCUUUUGUAGACUGUCAGGGACCUUUUUCUCUGAAGUACAUAAUUAUAGUUGGAAUAUUCCUUUUAAUUUUUUAAAAUGCUUGUAGGUGGCUUGGGGUGUCUUAUUGUGCCGAUCCUACCCAGUGAACAGGUGAGAUGGGUUACCAUUACAAGAAAUAACACUGUUUGAGAAGUAGCUUUGAAUAAUAAUUUUUCCCUUUGUACAUGACCUGCUGAAUUUCGGUACAGUGUUUUUGUAGCUAACUUAUUUUGUCAUGCACAUAAUGUAUAUUUGUUAUGCACUACUUUUGUAUAUCUUGUUUUUCCAACAGUGAGCAUUUUUAGGCACACUUUUCACUGACGGGAUAUCUCUUUAUGCAAUACCUCAAUUUUUCAUAUUGCAAAGAGUAGCUUUUUGUACUUUUAUUACUGAGAGAUCUUCAUAUACUUCAUUUUUUAAUAUAAAUAAUUUUAAUAAAUUUUAUUUUCUUAUAUUCUGCUUUUUAUACAUUUCAGUGCUCUGCAUACAUUUUGAAUUAUGGAUGUUGUGCACUGGCAAUGCUAUUUUAGAAUUUGCAGAGAAAAGAAAGCAUGUUGCUUAAACAUCUUUAGCCCAGCACCAGGUAUUUGGUGUACAUAUAAUUUAAGAAAUACUUAUAUGUAAAGUUGAGACUUAAAAAAAGACAUUUUUAAAAGCAUGAAAAUGACAAAUGAGAGUUUGUCUUUAGACCCUUGAAAUUUAAUGCAUAAGCAUAGAGUAGAAGUAAAAGUAACAUCCCAAAUUGUCUACUGCUUCUUAAUAGGUUUUUAAAAGUAAUAAACAAAUACAGAUGUUUUUGGUGAAUGUUUAGCCAUUUUUAAUCUUAACAAAUUGAUGUUAGGUGUUUGCAGAGAUGUGUCUGCUCUUUUAAAUCAUAUUUAAGAAAUAAACCCAAGCCUGCCCAGUGGUGGGCAUGUAAUGUUAGUAUGCAUGACUAAUAUUUAAAAAAAUGUUAUUCUACUAAUAUUCACUUGUGGUGAUUGUGUGAAAAGCGUGUUUACAGAUUAUUUGGUUACACUUCAAUUUACAGGGCAUAAAUGAUUAUCUAUAUUACUCUGUACUCGGAAUAGUGCUAAUAUAAUAUGUCCUUCUGAUUACAUGGGAGGUGGAGUUGCCAUGUCACUCCAAGCAUAACUAACAUUAAAUUAAUUUUAAAAUAUUAGGAUAUCACUUUAUUUUAAAGGGGUAUAAACAAGCUUGUCAUUUUCUCUCAUAAGCAUGGCAUUGGCCAUGUAUUUACAAUGUAGUUACAGAGUAAUUACAUGGUUAUUUUUGCAAUGUAAAAUAAAGUGUUUCUGAUUAUUUUAUAUGUAAAGGAAUCCCCACUGCCCUGUGCUUUUUUGGUAUAUAGUAUCUACUUCUCCAUACACAGACCUCUGCAGAAAGCAAAUCUAAAACUUGCAGUGAAUGACUUUAGUGUUUUAUAAGGAUGCUGUUGGAAAGACUUGAUAAUUCACCCCUUUUUUGUUUCUUGAAGAGUUAAAGCCUUCUGUUUUAAAAGGUAAAACUUGAAUGUGAUGAAUUGUGGCAAGUUAACUUCAAGUUAUGUGCAAUACUUAUUUCAGACUUCUGGAAGAUCUUUGCAGUGUAAUUCUUUGUUUUUAAUUGCAGACAUUUAAAAAUGUCAUUUUCUACUGUUCUAGUAAAUCCUCUUUCUUGCUGGUGUUUCUAAAGAAAAGAAUCAGAAAUCAAUCUUUCUACUAAUGUAAAUUUGAAAUUAUUUUUUAAAAAAAGGAAUAAAAGAGGUUUUGGUCAUUUGCUUUAUUUUAUUAUCUUAUUUUAAAGCUACUGUGAUUGAUAGCAUUGUAAGAAUUGGGACAAUAUUGUAUUCAACUGUUUUAUUUUUUAUAUUUUUAAAAUUUAAAGUAUAAUUAGUUUUUAUAAUUUUCAUCAGAUUCUUUUGUUAUAUUUUUUGGAAGUGAAACUUUUAGCAAGUGGGUGUCUAGUUUUUACUAAUCCCUAAUAUGUUUUCCCCCAAUGUAAUGCUCAUAUUAUCAGAAGGAAAAGUUAUUUAAGUAUGUCAGUUACUUGUACUACUUGGCUGAAUUUCCAUAUAGUUUUUACUGUGUAUGGGGAGGUUGUAGUAUUUAUUAUAGCAUUUUAAAUAAGGGUAAUUCAUUUUUUAUUAAAGUCAUUUUCACAUUUUAAGUUCAUAUUUUUGUAUGUUCUACUCUAAGUUAUAACACAAGUUUCUUUUUUAAGAGAGUUCAUUUGUUGAAGUGCUAGUGAAAAAUUAAUGUUAUUAAAUAGUUUGCAAAUGACUAUUUAUACCAGUAUGCAUAUAAUUUUUAAAUAUUUGUAAUGUGAGAUGUUGAAUGAAUAAAACUUUUAACGCAAUGUC